This is a messenger RNA of Branchiostoma belcheri (Belcher's lancelet), 5972 nucleotides long. Its product is annotated as E3 ubiquitin-protein ligase PDZRN3-like. The record is from RefSeq and is a predicted model, not a curated record. Lineage: Eukaryota; Metazoa; Chordata; Leptocardii; Amphioxiformes; Branchiostomatidae. The transcript is spliced from 10 exons. Bases 895 to 4194 code for a protein of 1099 amino acids. Gene Ontology annotation, molecular function: protein binding.
GUGUGUAUUCUGUCAAAUUGUGACAGGAGCAAUUAGUGGUUCACACCUAUUUUCUCUAUGAUGGAAACGACGAAGCCAGUUUCCCAUGGCCUGUCGCGCAUACAAAAACCUUCAAAGUCCCCGCCUGCCGGAAGUUCCCAUCACCAGGACUCCCCGUCUCGUCACCCCUACAAGUUCAGCUCGGUGGAUUCUUCCACCAGCCAUUAAAGGGCAAUGUUGUUCCAGAUAUGGAACAGACCACGGUGUUUGGAGGGGUGUGGAAUAACUUUCGGCUUGACAGCCAAUAGCGAGGAGACAGGACGUCCCUGCCUGCGUGGAUUUGCCCUGGCGGAGCUUCAAAGGGUCUAGCCGGCGGGGUGCGCGAGUUGAGCCGGGCCUGGGGGCGAUUUUAUUUCCAUUCCUGUGUUUUCCUUGGCCGAACUGGGAACUGCAUUCGCGUCCUUCCGAGCUGAACGUCUCGCACGCGCAGUUUUGGGUCUCAGAAUUUCGUCGGAUUGUCGUGGACCUACCGAGGGAUUGUGCGAGUGAUCUUCGGUGGUGAACCCCGCGGCUUUCACCCCGUCUGUGCGGCAGAUUGUGGUGCUAGGGGUCAGGCCAGACGGCCCGUGACUGAGACCGUGGAUCCCGCUAGCUGUCCUGGGGAUCAGCCCUCUCUUUACUCUGCGCUCCUGCACAGACCGGCGCUGUAAACAGUGUGCAGUCAGCGAUUUCGGAGUUUAUCAGGAAGUUUGGGCUCACUGAAAAUUGCGUGAGCAACAGGUCAGUGCCGUGUCACAAAUAUUGCCGAGGACGGGCCUUCAGGAUUGUGUGUUUUAGGAGGACGCUACAUUUUCUGAUUGUACUGUGCUGAUGAUGUUUGCCGUGUACUAACGUGGAGCUAGUAGGAGUAUCGGUAUGGGGAUUGACGCCCGUCGGUUCUCGGGGCCUGUGUCGCCCGACUUGUUGUGUUCUCUGUGCGGAGGGGUGUUACAGGACCCGCUAGCUACGCCGUGCGGACAUGUCUUCUGUGCGGGGUGCGUGCUGCCCUGGGUGGAGCUACGCGCCUGCUGCCCCUACCUCGGGGGAGAAAACAUAACCUGCGGGACGACCAUCGCGUCUGUUCGGGACCUGCACCACGUCCUCCCGCUCCGCAGCCUAGUCCUCUCCCUCCCCGUGCGGUGCGACCACGACGGGCGGGGCUGUGAGACGGUGGUGCCGCUGAGGGAACUCGGAGCGCACCUGGACCGAUGUGACUACACCCCCGUGCCCUGCCGUAACCCCGGCUGUCGGGAAAUGGUCAACUGCAAGGAUCACGACCAACACCAGCGCGAACUGUGCCCCUUCAGGCCUGCAGGAGUUUGCCAACAAGGCUGCGGCCUUACCCUCACCCACAAAGACGCUUCAUCUACAGAACACGACUGUAUCAAAGCCUUACAAAACCUGGUCUCCUCCCUGCAGCUCAAGCUCUCCAGGGCCGAUCAGGACGACAAGAAACGUGCCGUUCGAUUCUCCAAGCGGGAGAAAGCCCUUCUGGCCCAGAUCGCCGCGCUCCAGAGCGACAUCCACAUGCAGGCGCUGAGAUUUCAGAAGAAAAUCACGGACUACAGGGCACAGAUCGACUACUUCACCAGGAGGAAUUGGCAGCCUGGAGAGGAACAGCAACUUACUGUGAUGCUGGAGCGAGACCAAGGCAUGCUGGGAUUUAACAUCAUGGGAGGAAAUGUGGGAGACGGGAUUUCUUCCGAGGGCAUCUACGUGUCGCGAAUCGUAGAGAAGGGCCCGGCAGACGAGCAAGGGAAGCUGCGGAUACAUGAUCGCAUCAUGCAGGUGAACGGAAAGGACCUUAGUAAAGCGAGCCAUGAGGAGGCAGUGGAGGCUUUUCGCACGGCGAAGGAACCGAUCGUUGUGGAAGUUGUGCGGAGAUCUAGCGUUGCGCGGCAAGGGACGGCCAAGCCGGAGCGGCGGGAGCCGUGUCUAGUGGACGCGGCGGUUCAGACGGACAUCGGCCCCGACCCGUACUACAUGUUGGGGAUGUACAGACCUCCCACCCCACCGCCCCUUGGCAUGCAGGGUACAGCUCCCCAUCCCUACGGUGACCUGUACGAUGCAGCGGAAGACUUGGAGUUUGCAGAUGACCUUCCACCAUUGGACGACAACUACAACAUUGAAUAUGAGGAAGUGACGCUGUGCCGAACUACCAGCGAGGACAAACUCGGUCUUACGCUCUGCUACGGAACUGAUGAGGAAGAGGACCUGGGUAUCUAUGUGAGCGAGAUUGAUCCACAAAGCGUUGCGGGGAAGAGCGGCAGAAUAAGAGAGGGGGAUCACAUUGUUCAGAUUAACGGGGAGGAAGUUCUGAAUAAGGACCAUGCCGUGCGCCUCUUCUCUGAGGACAAGUCAGAGAUUAAGCUCCUGGUGGCCAGACCUGACACACGGUUUGAUGAGAGUUGGCUGGAGGAGGAGAGGAACAUGAUUCUGGAUGAGUUGAACAUGCACAUGUUGGAGCAGCACCACAGUGAUGCCAUGCGGUACACGGCAGCCAUGCUGGACUACAACGAGUGCAGACACAGUAAGGAGGAGGAGGGCACGACAGACUCAGCCACCAGCACCUCCAACCAGCACGAGAAAGACAGCGGGGUCGGCCGCACGGACGAGAGCACCAAGAACGAUGAGAGCUCGGAGCAGGACCUCGGGGAGGACCAGAGCUCCCACCGACUGGGCAGCGGCGAGCUCCGCAACAGCAACUCCAGCUUCACGUCCAACGAGCAGGAAUUCGGGCAGGAGAUUUCCGCCGAGCAGUGUGCGCGGUUUCAGAAGGAGCUGGAGAGGAAGUGCAAUGAGUCGUACGGCACCCGGGACACGGGCACCCUGUCGGACGUCAGCGAGCGCGAGCUGGAGGUGCUGAACAGACGGAUGGAGGGGAUGAGCUUCCACACCAUGCCGCACGUCUACCCGAGGGACAUGACGCCCUACGAUAACCUGUACGAAAACAUCAUGUACUACCACCAGAGAAACACGCCCGAUGUCCUGAGCUCUUACGAAAACCUGGGACACGGCUUGAGGCACCCCGGACCUCAUAGUGUAGGGCCCAAGCCAGACAUUGUGCAGCCAGAAAUGACCGAGAUUGAAAAGGACAAACAGAGCGACAACUCGUCGAGUGCGUACAACACGGGCGAGAGCUGUCGCAGCACUCCUUUAACCUUGGAGUUCAGUGUCGAUAGCUGCAAACGAUCUGACACUUCGUCAGAAAACGUGGUGACUGUGGUGUCGACGCAGCCCACGGCAUCAGUGACAGUCACUGAAACAUCAAAGGACAGUAGACCAAGCCAGAGCCCUGUCAGAAAACUGGGCAAGCCAGACUCCGUCAAGGACUUGCGCUCUCGUAGCACCAGUAGAGAAAAGGAGGGCAAAGUAGAAAAGAAGCACAAGGACACGAGGGAAAAUCAGAAGAGCCUGCGUAGGGAAAAGCCACCGAGAAGGGAUCGGCAGCAGGAGGAAAGUGUGUACUUUCAGCCGAGGCCACGGUUUGUGGAGAGAGACAGUGUGUACUUCCAACCACGCAACAGACCGAGCCUGUAUGCCUCCCAGCAGAGCAUACGCACCAUGAGCAGUAUGUGUACGUCGCAGAUGAGCAUUCCGGUACAUGCCCAGCACUACCGGAGCUACAUGCACCUGCUGAAGGCCCAGGAGAGAGAGAUGUACCGAAAGGUACGGCAGAAGGAAGUGGAGAAGGAGCAGCCAAGGGAACAACAAGUUCGUGAGGAAGAGAAGCCGGAGGACGACGGGAACUUCGAGUGGAAGGUGAAGAUUCGCAGCGACGGUUCGCGCUACAUCACGCGCAGACCGGUCCGGGACAGGUUACUGAAAGAACGUGCAAUGAAGAUUCAGGAAGAGAGAAUGGGACUGACGACAGACGACGAGGCGAUAAGCGAGAUGAAGCUGGGACGUUACUGGACGAGGGAGGAGCGACGCGAGCAUUUGCAGCGGGCAAAGGAUCAGAAGCGGCGGCGAGAGUUCAUGGAGAGGGCAAGACUGGACAUUCUUAAGGAGUCAAACAAUGAGAAUCCCAUCUUAGAGAUGAGCCAGAAGAAAAUGUCGAAGAAGGGGAAGGGAAAGAUAAUGGAUAACUUCAUGACAGUUCAGGAACUGUUGGCCCAGAGAGUUACCGACGGGUCCAAGACACUGGGCCCACUGGUAACGUUAACAACAGUGUGAGACGACACGUGCCUCAGCAGUAGUGUAGAUAUCCACAGAGCUUUGCUGUGUCCAGCAUCUCGACCUACCUGGAAGGUUUAAGACAAGUAGAAGGAAUUCUUCUCUUUCUGGUUUUCUGACAGCAAAGAAGCCAGUUCAAUUUUAAGAAAGCUGAUACUAGCUCUGAGCUACAGUAGGAAGGGUUUGGUUGAGAUGCUUGCACAGUGAGCCAUGUCACUUGUACAAACAGUACUCUUCAAUUCUAUGUGGUAUCAGUAACUGCAAAUAGUCUUUGAGAAACAUUGUCGAUCCAGUAUGCACUUUUGUCAGUCACUGUUUCAAAGGAGAUGCCUUGCAGAUUCUGUAUUUUUUCGUCCAAUGGCCUUUUUGUGGCUUCUGUACAAUUUGUAGUCCAUUUUCUAUGGAAAAGAAAGUCAAAUACAAGGCUUAUUGCUGGGAUGGCUUUUUCUUACUCUUGAAUCAAACUGAAAAGAGAUUUUCCCUACAGAACAGUACCAUACUGUAACUGCUGUGAACUGGCCAUUCCAUAUCAAUUAAGCUACCUCAUAACUAUGGCAUACCAUUAGGUACAUGUAUGUAAAAUAUACAUAAUAGAAAAUUAUAUAUGACAUUCCCAAGUCGCAAACAACUAACAAAAGAAGAAAACAUGACACGGAAACUCAGUUGAGUCUUUCUAACAUGACAUUUUAGCCAGAUGUGGAAAAUAUACAUUAAAAACAUAAUAAUAUACACCUCACUGCAUUAGCUGACUGCUAUGCUUUAGACGCUGGGCCGACAGUCCGAAUCAUGAUAAUCUCCGUAUCAGUAUGUCUCAUUCACAGUUGGUGCUGUGCUUAUAUCUGAACAUUGUAUUUAUAGAAUCUAGAGUCUACUUACCAUGUAGGUAGCCCUUUUGUACAGAAGAAAAAUGAAUGUGUACUUUGUAAUGAGUUGGCGUGAGUUUUGUAUCUAUUAAGGGAUGGGGAACUCUUUAAACAAGGCCAGGAGUGACGAAUGUCAGUUUUGUAUGAUGUUACCCUCCCAACCGUAUCUUAACCCCCAUUGUUCAUAAAGUGCCCAUUGUUAAUAUUUAUAAGUACAUUUAUAUCAUGUUGUCAGCAAAACUGAUAGAAUUGGCACUGGUAGUGUGUAGCCUAUAGUUCUUGUUUGUAAAGUAUCACAGAGGAAUUUUACCAUCCCAGGGAUGCGUUAUUCCUCCCAUAGCUGACAGAAGCGUACACGACUAAAGGCAAGUUUUUAUUAUGAUAAUUAUAUGAGGUCCUGUAUAUCUUCAGUGAAUACGAAAGUUCGUUCUGUAAGAAGCAGUUGUGAUGUUGGGUUGUGGAAAUGUCUUGUACAGUUACACGGCAGGCAUAAGAAGGGAAAAGGCUCUAACACGUCAUGCGUAGCGGAGAAAGAAAGACUAUCGUAUGGUAAAAAAAGAAUGGGCCUUUAUCAAACAAAACUGCUGUUUUCACCUCUGGAAGAGGACAAAUCUUACUUCCUGUAACAAAUCCAUAGUUAACUAAGUUUGAACGAAUGUAUCAAUACGGCUAACAUUCUGACCAUUGUAAAAAGCUAUGUUCAUAGUCCUAUUGAUAUGUAUUGAGAAUUUAAGAUAGGGCGCUGCUCAAUGCAGUUGCUAUCAGAAAUACUUCAAACCAGAGCAGUUGUGUUUAGUGAAGGCCUGUAUUGAGAAGAGGCGGCCCAUGGGGUCCACUUGGAAGAUUUUGUCUUGCCAAAUUGUGCAUUUUAUGAUCAGAGGUUUUUAAAAUAAAUUAUUGCCUUAUAUUUAUGAA